Messenger RNA from Pseudozyma flocculosa PF-1, 3582 nucleotides. RefSeq lists its product as uncharacterized. The coding region runs from base 1 to 3582 and encodes 1193 amino acids. NCBI's taxonomy places the organism in Eukaryota, Fungi, Basidiomycota, Ustilaginomycetes, Ustilaginales, Ustilaginaceae. The transcript has 2 exons. Gene Ontology annotation, molecular function: protein binding; RNA binding. Gene Ontology annotation, cellular component: nucleolus. The record is from RefSeq and is a predicted model, not a curated record. Gene Ontology annotation, biological process: positive regulation of rRNA processing; positive regulation of transcription by RNA polymerase I.
AUGGCCGGAUCGAGAAGCGCUGCCAGUCCCACGAAGAGGGCAUCGGCGUCGGCGUCGACAGCGACAGCAUCGCCAGUGUCGGCACCGUCCGCGCCAGCGACUCCCAAAACUAAGCCAGUCGCCGGCCUCACGCCCAAUCGCGCUGGAAUGGCGGCUAGCACGCCAUCUCGCCCUGCCGCCAACGGCGCCUCGGGCCAUGCCAGCUCCCCAGCCUCUGCUGCAAAGCCUGCCGCGGCAGCCACUGUCGACGACGACGUCGAGAUGAGCUCUGCCGUCGCAGCGCCCGCGUCGGCGCCCGGCCCCAAGCCCAAGAAGAAGAAGGCAGAACACUCGGGCACCCGGUGGUCGGCCCACGGCAUGCACUGGGACACGCUCGUCGAGGGCAAGAUGUCGGACCUGCCCGUCGUCUUCACCCGCGACGCCGACUACUUCUUCCUCGCUUCCAAGGCGUCGAUCAAGAUCUACUCGCGCACCACCGGCCAGGUCGUCUCCACCCUCUCGUCUGACGCCCACGCCCACACCGCCACCAUCACUGGCAUGCUCCUCAACCCGUCGAAUCCGCUCCAGCUCAUCACCGCAUCGCUCGACGGCCAGAUCAAGGUGUGGGACUUUCUCGACGGCGUCCUCCUCAAGAGCCUCGACGUCGGCCUGCCCAUCACCUCGCUCGCGGCCCACGAGCUCUUCAGGGGCAUGGUGUUCGUCGCCGUUCGAAAGCCCAGGCACGAGGCCGACAGCGCUGGCGACGCCGGCUCCGGAAAGGGUAGCAAGAAGAAAAAGGCCGGCAAGGGCCACGCCGGCGCCCUCGACGCCCACGACGACGACCCGUCCGCGCGCCACAACAGCAUCAUCUACACAGUCUCGCUCACGGCGACGGCGACCAAGGUUGCGCCUACGACGCCCGGCGCCGCGGUCAAGCCGGAGCUGCUGCGGAUCGGCAAGACGCGCGAGGCGGCCGCGCUCGGCAUCUCGCCCAACGGCAAGUGGCUCGUCGUCAUUGGCAACCGCAAGGUCCAGGUGGCUCGGACGUCGAACCUGCGCGGCGGAUUCACCAAGUUUGUCACGGCUGCCCAGGGGGCCAGCGCCGAGACGGGCGACCGCCUCACCUGCAUGGCCUUCCACCCGACCGAGGAUGCGCGGCUGGUCACGGGCGACGACCGUGGCCGGAUCCGCGUGUGGUACUGCCUCGACGACCGGUACAUGGCCGACACCGACGCAUCGGGCGGCCCUGCCAUGGAGCGGCAUGCGCCCUCGACGGUGCUGCACUGGCACGCCCACGCCGUCUCGUCGCUGGCCUUUACUCCGAACGGCGCCCACCUGCUCUCGGGAGGCGAGGAGGGCGUCCUCGUCGUCUGGCAGCUGGCAAGCUCGGGCGGGAACGGCGCGUCCAAGGAGUUCGUGCCCCGCCUGGGCGCCCCCAUCAGCAGCAUCGCCAUCGCCAACGGCCUCGACGGGCGCGAGCAGGAGUUUGCGCUCGGCCUUGCCGACGGCACCGUCACGUUUAUUGGUUCGAUGAACCUCAAGCCGACCCGAUCGUUUUCGCGGAUCAAGAUCGACUCGUCGCGCCACCUUCUGUCGUCGUCGUCGUCGUCGUCAUCGGCCAACCGGCUCGGGCUGGACAGCGCGGCGCGGCAGGCGGCGCUGGCCGCCAAGGCGCACGGCCUGGCGCUCGCCAUACAUCCCUCGACGGGCAACCUGGUGCUGCCCUCUGGCCAUCCCUCGUCGAUCCAGUUCUACGACGCCGAAAAGGACUCGAACGCCAUGGAGCUCGAGAUCGCCCCCUCGAACCGAGUCUCGCGCGCCGACGACGACCCGAUCGAGCCGACGCGCGUCGAGAAGGUCGUCUUCUCCACCGCGGUCAGCGACAAGACGGGCGAGAGCGGAGAGUGGAUGGUGACCUUCGACUCGCGCAACUUGGUCGACGACGCCGCCGCCGGCACCGCUGGCGACGCCGUCGAAGACGAUGGCGACUCUGACGGCUCGGCCUCGCAGCAGCUCCUGCGCACGCGCGUCAUCAGCGAAUCGAGCCUCAAGUUCUGGCGGUGGGACCUCAUCAACCGCCGCUAUGUGCUCAACACCCGCAUCGACCGCCCGCACAACGGCAAGCGCCUCACGUCGAUCACCUUUUCCCCCUCGUCGGACGGCUACCUGCUGGUUACGACGGGACGCGACGGCAAGAUCCGCACCUGGAGCCUGACGGCGCGCGCGCUCAAGUCCGGGCGCACCGAGUCAUACUGGACCUGCCGCUCGUGCUUCCAGUACCGCGAGGCGAUGCCCCUCUGCAGCUCCUUCUCCCCCGACGGCUCGCUGCUGGCCGUGGGGCAGGGCAGCUACGUCACCUUCUGGCAGCCCGAGACCAACCUGCUCCAGAUGACGCUGAGCUGCCCGGAGCUGCGCCACCGCAUCAAGCAGAUCAAGUUUGUCGGCCCCAAUGGGCGCUGGGUCGUCGUGGCGAGCGCACGCAGCGUCGUGGUGUGGGACCUCGUGCUCGGCCGAGUCUGCUGGCGGCGCGACCGGCUGGGCUUUGGCCCUCUGCAGAGGCAGCUGUCGGGCUGGUCGGCGUCGCCGGGCGGCGCCGAGGGCAGCGAGCGCGAGGGCGGCAUCAGCAAUAUCCUCGGCGUCAUCGACAACGACAAGGACGCCUCGACCUUCUGCCUUGUCAUCAACCGGCCGCGCGAGGUGCGCACCCUCGUCGAGGUCUACCAGACGCCCAGCAGCGCCUCGGCCGCAUCGACGACGAUGGCCGGCCGGCCUCUGGAGCGGUACGCCGUCGACGGCCUCAAGCUGCGCCAGGUCAUUUCGUCGAGCGCCUUGUCGCCGUCGUCGAUCGCAUGGUCCCGCAGCACGCCGGUUGAGGGUCCGCCGCGAGCGCCCUGCCUCAUCGGCUUCACCCAGUCCUACGACCUCGUCCGGCUCGGCGACGCUUCGAAGGCUUCCCCCGCCGCCGGACCCUCGUCGUCGUCGAUCCGAGGCAUCGGUGCUGCCAGGAAGACGCUCUUCGACGACCUGUUCGGCCCGACACUGCUCGUCGGUUCCGCCGAGGCGGGCGACGACGACGACAACGAGGAACGGCGCGCCUCGGCUCUGGCCUCCGACGCAUCGAGGGACGGCGCGGGCAAGGGCGGCAUCGAGCACCUGUUUGCGACGCCGUCGCACCUGCUUCCGCCAGUCACCAGCCUGCUCGACUCGUUUGUCGAUCGGGUGCUUCCGCCCCGCCGCGCCGCAUCCACCGUCAAGGGCGCCGUCGGUGGAACCGCAGCGGGUUCAACAGCACAGCAUACCGCCGGCACGACCGUGGACGGCCGGACCGAGGCCGACGAGGGAGAGAUGGAGGUGGACGAGAAGAGCAAAGCGACCGAGACGACGCGGGAGCGCGACCUGCAGAAGGAGGUGCAGGACGUGCUGCUGGGUGACAUGUCGUUCCUCGUCGAUACGUUCCGGGGAUUGCUCAACGGCAAACCAUCCAACUCGACCUCGCCGUCGCCAUCGAAGAAGCAGCCAGCGCACCAGGCCAGCCGGACGCCGAACGGAACGCCAUCAUCGACGCCCGCCCGCAGUGGCAAGAAGCGCAACCCUACGUCCUGA